This is a messenger RNA of Mercenaria mercenaria, 2485 nucleotides long. RefSeq lists its product as uncharacterized. Bases 860 to 2485 code for a protein of 541 amino acids. NCBI's taxonomy places the organism in Eukaryota, Metazoa, Mollusca, Bivalvia, Venerida, Veneridae. The record is from RefSeq and is a predicted model, not a curated record. The transcript has 2 exons.
UACUAUGACUGUAUCGUUAUGGUAAUUAUUAAGGAGAGUUUUUAUUGUUUUCACUGUUUUCUAAAAUUGAAAUCAUAUUCAUUUUCUUUAAGAUAGCUCGACUAUAGUAAAGGCGAGACUAAUUUAAGGGUCAGCAAGUUUAGAUAAAGCAUGAAAAGUUCCACCGUGGUAUCUAUUCGGCGUGCAGAUAUCUAUCCUUAUUAUAAGAUGUUACUGGAUUGCUUUCCUUAAAUAUACCUUGUUAGAAUAUAUUAUAUACUAAUUCCACUAAGGUGGCAUGAGAAAUGGUCAGCAGUUGACACAUCAUCUUUUACGGUUUUGCUAUAUAACUCUGGUCUCCUCGAUAGACUGCAGAGCGCCUCAGCUUUCGAACAGAGCUGUAAGAUGAUGGGUGUCUCUCAGUUUUGGCAUAUAAGAUUCUAAAUUAUAAUUAUUUUUAUUAAACUUAUUUAAUUUCAAAGGACUAUUUUGGAACUAUGGAUAAAUUAAUUUAAGAAAGAUAGAAUUAUUUAUUUUAAAUGUGCAUCUAGAGAGAGAGUUAUUAUGUAUUAAUUAAUUCAGGAUGAUUACGGGAUUUGGAAUGAAUAAAUCAUAUUUAAAGAACUUUGUACCUCAUGUUUUUUUGUACUAAAUAAAAUCCACUAUACGAUCGACUAACGAACUAUAUAUUAAAAACGGCUGAUAGGGGUACAUCGCUCUUCUUGGUGCUCGUGACCAGCAAUUAUUUUAUGUGUAGACUUUUAUACUCUAGUUUUAGCGGUUCCAGCAAUUUUACACAGUGCAAGGACAGAUUUGUGUCAAGGGACAGUGUGACUGAAGAUUGCAGAAGGACACAUAAGAGAAAACUACUCACUUUACAAUGUGGCUGCUUGCCCUGCUGUCUCUUUGCAUGGUCAAUGCCUUUACCAUUAGAGAUAAUGUUUUAUUUAUGAAAACAAAUCAGGUUACUCUGACUAGGAAUACUUGGAAAUUAGCAUUUACACUAGACCUUACUCCGUAUGACUCAUUUGUUACAAGAAUAACUGACGACAUUAAACUCGUUGAGGUUAUCGCAAAACAGACACUUCAAGAGUAUGACGAUGAGCCUCACUCCUCUUUUAGACAGGUCUUUCUCAAUUUAGAAAAAGAAAUUAAGCAUCUGAAAGACAUGCAAACCACAUUAAGUUCUAAGUUCAAUCGUAACAAGGUCACAAAACGUGCACUCCUUCCAUUUCUUGGAAACGUGCUAAGCUGGUUAACAGGAACUAGUACAGAGGAUCAAGUCAAUGCUGUACGAAAAAAUGUAGCUCAUUUAGCAAAAACACAACAAGCCAUACUGCAUGUUGUUGAGGAGAGCCUCACGGUACUUAAUGUUACCAAAACCGGGGUACAAGAAAAUAGAAAUACCAUAAAUGACAUAAUCAGUGCUCUUGACAGUAUUGAUAGGAAUCUUUCAAACCUUAGAGAUAGAGUUCAUAAAGAGUUAACUGUGCUAACAAAUUUCGUCCAAACUUAUUUCUAUCUUAACGGUAUUAUUCAGAAUCUCAAAGAGCUAAUCUCCAGAGGUUUUGUUUUGUAUGAACACCUCGAAAUUCAGUUGGAUGCAGUGGCUCUUUCUCACCUCUCUCCGGGAGUUAUAGAACCUUUUCAAUUAAAGGCUAUUCUAAGAUCUGUACGUUCUUCCCUACCCCCGAUGUUGAAACUACCUUUCAAUGAACAGCACGAACUAUGGCAGUAUUAUCAAAAUACACAGUGCUCGGCCAUUUUUGUUGACAAUCAAAUAAUUAUUGUUGCUUUCCUUCCCAUUUUAGAAAUGUACGAAAAAUUUGAUGUGUAUAGGCUCAUCAAUAUGCCUAUCGCUUUAUUUAAUAAUUCUAUUCAAGAGACCGACACUCACACGGUGCUUGCCCAAUAUCAAUUAGAAGGCAAAGGUCUCGCUAUAAACACCCAACGUACGAAAUAUGCCAUCUUAACAGAACACGAACUAAAACAAUGUUCAAAUAAACAUCUUGGUUAUUGCAACGUUCGGUCUGCACUUUAUACUGUUGGGCUCUCAACUAAAUGUAUCAUUCAUUUAUAUUUACAGAGGGAGGAGAAAAUUGAGAAAUUCUGUCAAAAAGUGGUCCUUCCUAACGUUCAUUUACCAUCAGCCAUGUACAUUUCUGAUGGCUUAUGGCUCAUCACAAGUCAAAAAUCACUUAGGUUGGCCUUAACAUGCUUUGAAAAUAAGAGCAUUACUACAAAAUCCAUGGUUGCGCAUGCUCCAUUAGAUGCUCUUAAACUACCAAUGGGUUGCGUGGCAAAUGGGGACUACUUGUCAUUAACUGCUUACUACUUCAAAGAAAGUAAUUACCAAAUUACUGACAACUUUGUUGAUAUUCUAAGGUCAAACAUUAACAUAAGUAGCUCUAAACUAUGGUCUGAUUUUUACGCUGCAACUUCCAAACUUCACCAACUCCGAAAUCCCCCACAAGUUAAAAUCAUUACCGCAAAUAAGUAUGCCUAG